AAGGCAGAUCCAGAAGAACUGUUUACAAAACUUGAGAAAAUUGGUAAGGGCUCUUUUGGUGAAGUUUUUAAAGGAAUUGACAAUCGGACUCAGAAGGUGGUUGCUAUAAAAAUUAUUGACCUAGAAGAAGCAGAAGAUGAAAUAGAAGACAUCCAACAAGAAAUCACAGUGCUGAGUCAGUGUGACAGUCCAUAUGUAACUAAAUAUUAUGGAUCCUAUUUAAAGGAUACAAAAUUAUGGAUAAUAAUGGAAUAUCUGGGUGGAGGCUCUGCCCUUGAUCUAUUAGAACCUGGCUCACUCGAUGAAACACAGAUUGCCACAAUAUUGAGGGAGAUACUAAAAGGACUUGAUUAUUUGCAUUCAGAAAAGAAAAUCCACAGAGAUAUUAAAGCUGCUAAUGUAUUGCUGUCUGAACAAGGAGAAGUAAAACUAGCAGAUUUUGGAGUAGCAGGACAACUAACGGAUACACAGAUAAAGAGGAAUACCUUUGUGGGAACACCAUUUUGGAUGGCACCUGAAGUAAUAAAGCAAUCAGCAUAUGAUUCGAAGGCAGAUAUCUGGUCGUUAGGCAUAACAGCCAUAGAACUUGCAAAAGGAGAGCCACCUCAUUCAGAAUUACAUCCAAUGAAGGUUUUGUUCCUCAUUCCUAAGAACAAUCCACCAACACUCGAAGGAAACUUCAGUAAAUCCCUCAAAGAAUUUGUUGAGGCCUGCUUAAACAAGGACCCAAGCUUUAGACCUACUGCAAAAGAGCUCUUAAAACACAAAUUUAUUUUACGAAACUCAAAGAAAACUUCCUACCUGACUGACCUUAUUGAUAGGCACAAGAGAUGGAAGUCUGAACAAAGUCAUGACGACUCCAGUUCUGAUGACUCAGAUACUGAACCAGAUGGCCAGGCUUCUGGUGGGAGUGAUUCAGGAGAGUGGAUCUUUACAAUAAGAGAAAAAGACCCCAAGAAUCUAGAGAAUGGAGCAGCCCAGCCUUUGGAGUUGCAAAGAAAUAAGGAAAAGGAUAUCCCAAAGAGGCCUCUAUCCCAAUGCCUGUCUACAGUUAUAUCCCCUUUAUUUGCAGAGUUGAAAGAGAAGAGUGAAGUGUGUGGUGGUAACACAGAUUCCAUAGAAGAACUGAGAAAGGCUAUUUAUUUAGCUGAAGAGGCUUGCCCAGGCAUUGCAGAUAACAUGGUGUCACACCUUGUGCAGAGGCUUGAGAGAUAUUCACUCGCGGGAGGAAGUACUUCAUCCUACUGACGUGCUGUUCCUGAUUUUUCUAAGACAACAGAGAUCCCGCGCUGUCCGCAUUGAAGGCGCGCACCCUAAUGUUGUUCUGCCCCUCGGUCACUGGAAUGUCCCUUGGUGGAAGGACGUUCCUAAAUGUGCAAGAGUGAAAACGAAGUCUUUCAGAUGGAGGCAGUCUUUUUCAGCUCCUUAAAGCUAUAUAUUUUUUUUUUUAAUGAUAAUGCACAUAUUCCAGGGAGGUGUCUUUUUUGUAAAAUCUGAAAUGUAUAUUUAGGUUUGUGAUAGAAAAAUUGAAGAUAUUGAGAAACCUCAGGUAUCUUGCUUUAAGAAUUCCACUGGGAGACGGAGUAUGUUUGUUGGAAUUGUGUACAGAUAUGUAUAUAAUGUCUUUUUUUAACUGAAAGCCUUUCAAUGUGCAUAAGGAAUCACUGUGUACAAAAUGGUAAAGUGCUUCUGUAGAUAAUGUUAGUGGGGUAAAUAUUUGACAGGCCAUAACUGAGUAUUGCCUUGCCUUUAUUACGUGUAAAUUUUGACUUGCGUGAUAAGUGAAUUUUGGUUUGACUUUUGUAUGUGAUGGAUUUGCCAUUGAGAGAGUUAAUCCUGUACUACGGAACCUUCUAUUCGUACCUCAGCAAAGACACAGUUUUAUUCUGUUUCUCCAGUAUUUCUUCCUUUCUAUCUAUAUUCUGAGCGUGACUUUCUAAUUACGGUACUACUUCUGGUUAUUUUAAAUUUAAUACACCUUGUCUCUCAAAGCUUUAAAUUUAAAUUAUUGUUUUUCCUAAAGAAUGAGGUCUUUCAUAUUUUCAGUUUUAAAUUGUGCCAAUGCAAAUUCUGGACCCUAUGUGUUGUUCAAUUUUAGUAAUAGAUAUUUGUGAAGCUUGUACUGAAAUUCAGAUGCAGUCCUUUUUUCACCUAAACACGUUUGAAUGCUCACGCAAAUAAAU
Molecule: messenger RNA, 2183 nt
Organism: Charadrius vociferus (killdeer)
Lineage: Eukaryota; Metazoa; Chordata; Aves; Charadriiformes; Charadriidae
Gene: STK24
Product: serine/threonine kinase 24
Exons: 10
Coding region: 247-1248 (333 amino acids)
Biological process (GO): protein phosphorylation
Molecular function (GO): ATP binding; protein kinase activity
Source: RefSeq, a predicted model, not a curated record